AAAUAACCACUGAAUGUGAAUGAGCAGCAGUUCCUCCAACCAGCUCCGGCCAUAAUAAAAACAUUUUUCCCUCCAUGGCACCAGUAGCCUUGGUGCUGCUUCCAUUCACUGGCCGAGGAGGAACGUUUGAAGCACAUGGAGGUAGGACUUGGCUGCGGGGACAUAAAUCAGGGUCAGGCUCUGCAGGCUCAAGUGAAAUGUAAAACAGGAGACAGGAGGCAGGCAGCAGCAGGUGAAGCGUGAACCCACAGUCGGGCUGUGAUAACGCCCGGCCAGCGGGAAGCCAUCAGCCGCUUCUCUCACUUGGCCGCUAUUAAGUCAACGCUCACAUUUCCAGCGGGCACAGAGCAGAGCUGCACUUCUCACUUUCACUUCAUGGCUCAGCGCUCCGCUCAUCCUGUCGUCCCCAUCGCGCUGCUGGUGUUUGGACUUGUUGCGAUCCUGCUCCUGACGAUCCCCACGGAAGACGUCCGGGAGGCACCGGGGUUCAUGUAUGGCAUUGUCUUGGAUGCUGGAUCUUCGCACACAGCUUUGUAUAUAUACAAGUGGCCAGCAGACAAACAAAAUGGCACAGGCGUGGUCACCCAGCACAAGGAAUGUCAUGUUAAGGGUGGAGGAAUAUCCAGCUAUGCGGGCCAACAGGGAAAAGCAGGGCAAAGCUUAGAGGCAUGUUUGGACCAGGCAGUGAAGGACAUCCCCAAAGAAAGACACCAGCUCACACCUGUGUACCUGGGAGCCACAGCUGGCAUGAGGCUUCUGCAUAUCUCCAGCCCGGAGCAGUCAAAUCAGAUUCUGCAGGAAGUGGACCACAAAAUCCGGUCUUACCCUUUCAGCUUCCGGGGGGCGGCCAUACUGAGCGGUCAAGAGGAGGGGGCGUAUGGCUGGGUCACCGUCAACUAUCUCUUAGAGAACUUCAUAAAGUAUGGUUUCGUAGGGCACUGGUUACGCCCCGGCAGGCCCACAGUAGGAGCGCUUGAUUUCGGCGGGGCGUCCACCCAGAUAACAUUUGCGACCCAGGAGGAAGUAGAGGACGAACACGACAUGAUGAAGCUGCAUCUUUAUGGCCAUCGGUACUCCCUGUACACACACAGCUACCUGUGCUACGGGCAGGACCAGGUCCUCAAGAGACUGCUGGCUCAUAUAGUGAAGACUCAGGAUUACUCUGGUUCAGUAACUCACCCCUGCUACCCUGCAGGCCACAAUAAAACCUUAAAGUUGAACAGUAUAUUCAACUCUCCGUGUACAGAAAAGUAUAAACCCAGCUCCUACAACUCCCAGGCCUCUCUGACAGUACUAGGCAGCGGACAUUAUGAACACUGUCGGGGCAACGUGUCCGAGAUCUUCUCCUUCAUCAGCUGCCCCUACUCCCAGUGCUCCUUUGAUCAAGUCUUCCAGCCAAAUGUCACCGGUAGCUUCGUGGCGUUCUCUGCAUUCUUCUACAUUCACUCCUUCCUGCAGCGUGUCACCGGCAUCACUGUGAGCUCCCCUUCCCAACUGGAGGAGGCAGCCAAAACUGUGUGCACGAUGAAUUUCCACCAAAUGCUGACUCUUGCUCCCGAGCAGCAGUCUCGUUUGCAGGACUACUGUGCUUCCUCUGUGUUUGUUAAUAUUCUCAUGUUGAGAGGAUACAGCUUUGAUGAGACGUCGUUCCCACGCAUUUCCUUCCAGAAGAAGGCGGGGGACGCCUCAGUGGGUUGGGCUCUUGGCUACAUGCUCAGUUUGAGCAACUUGCUGCCGGCAGAGAGCGCAGGGCUGAGGAAGGCCCUCACCCCGGGAGCGUGGGGAACACUCAUCUUUCUCUUUGUCCUCCUGCUGGCAGCAGUCCUGGUCUUCAUCUUACUGCGAGCUUGUGUUGGGAAGAAUAAAGGAGGCAGCGAAAGCACCAUCUAGAUACUGCAACAACAUACAGUGCAGUCUGACAACAGAAAGACAGUGAUACGUUUUUGUUUGUGUUGGCCCUGUAUUCCAGCAUAUUGGACCUGAAUAUGAGCUUUACUGUAUUGAAGGGCGUUCACAUUAUAAUAGGUGAACAGUGUAGGAACUGUUUCUCUUUUUAUACAAAGUCCCCCAAUUUUAAGUUAAUGCAGCAGACCAAUGAUCCUAAACAUAGAGACUGCACUGUAUAUGCACUGACUGCAAAGGAUCUGACUACAAUUACAUACCUGUAAUGACUUUAUGUGCACGUAUACUAACUUGUCCAGUUACUCUAUGUCCCCUAAAAUUAUAGGACUGUGUAUAAAAAUCACUACAACUCCUUCACUGUUCAUCUGAUUGGACUUUUUUGUUGUUUUUUUUUAAAAUCCAAAUCUGAAAUUUAGUACACGACCAACACAAUGAAAACGUGCCACUGACCAAAUCUUGUCAUAAACAGUAGUCCUGUGGUAGCAUUGGCACUACACGGGAGGUCUGAAUGUAAUUUUUAUUGUUGAAAAAUUCAAACCAAUUUUUGGUUGUAUGGAAUGUCAUACAUUUUUGUAGAAGAUGUGACUGUAUUAGGAAGCCCUGUUACAGUAAAAUGUAGACUAUACACUGUGAAGAUAACUACCAGUUUUAUAUGUAAAUAAUCACUAUUUUACUUUUUUUUUGUAUUCAAAGAGGUUUUUCAGGUGGGAGUUUUUAUUCACAUUUUAGUCUAGAUUAAUUAAUUAAUGUUAAAUAAUUAAUCAUGUACAGGUUUGAAUGAACAACAGGUGUUUGCGUAUUAUAAACAUCUGUUAACAAUCAGCUGUCUCUGAGAACCUUAAAGCUAAGCAGAAAAAAAAAUGACUGACCAUUAGUCGUAGUGAAAGUUGGUGUAGGUUACUGUGCGUCGCUUUCAACCCAUUCAGCCAAUAUUCAACGGAACAAGUGUGACAACAGAUUAAAGAUAGAGUAUAGAUUCAAUUAAUGUUAUACCUUACCAACAUUUUCAGUAGAAUUAGCCACAUUAGAUGCUUUGUUAAUAUUAAGUCAUUGUGAAUUUUGAAUUAUAAUGACAUUACAUUUCUCUCUGUGUGGUCAUUUUAUGUUUUACCUCAGAUAAAAAUAAAUAAAUGUCUUAUUUUGAUUGUUUCCUUUCUACAA
This is a messenger RNA of Dicentrarchus labrax (European seabass), 3063 nucleotides long. RefSeq names its product ectonucleoside triphosphate diphosphohydrolase 2b (gene entpd2b). Gene Ontology annotation, molecular function: GDP phosphatase activity; UDP phosphatase activity. The record is from RefSeq and is a predicted model, not a curated record. The coding region runs from base 376 to 1890 and encodes 504 amino acids. Gene Ontology annotation, cellular component: plasma membrane. Gene Ontology annotation, biological process: nucleoside diphosphate catabolic process. NCBI's taxonomy places the organism in Eukaryota, Metazoa, Chordata, Actinopteri, Moronidae. The transcript has 9 exons.